GUCAGAUCUGAUCUCAGUGUGUCUGAGUCCACUCACUGAACUGCUGCUGCUGCUGCUGGAGGAAACGGGAGCUGCAAUCCGCACCAGUUGCCUGCACUCAGAAACUUUAUUUAAACUUUUUAUUUUAUUUUGGAGGGGGGAGGUUGUUCGGAGGGUUUUAUGCGCGGAGGAGAGCGAGGGACUGGAAGGUGAAAACUGUGACUGUCCCACGCUGCGAGCGAAUGGAGAAGCACAAAGUGCUGGACCAGCUCCUCAUGGAGCUCCAACGCUUCCUGCUCAUCCUGGACAAGGAGACACUGAGCGGGAACGCCACCGUCCAGAAGGGCUUGCUCUCCGAUAUCCUCCACUCCUACAGGGCCUCCAACGGUGCUGAUGAGGAGUACAUCUACAUGAACAAAGUGACUGUCGGUGGCAAGGACAAAGACGACAGAGAUAACAGACCAGAUAUCUUGCUCAAUGGAAAAGCAGCAAAAUGUGUUCCCGUCCCACAGAAGAGCCUCCCUGACCUUCCACCCCCCAGAUCAUGUGUGGUGGGUCGGGAGCCGUUCCCCUUACCUGCAGUUCCCUCUCCGGCCACUAUAGACACUUCAGAGAGUUACUAUGAGGAGGCGCAGCCCUACGAGGAAACUGUCAAUGAUCUGGACUGUUUUGGCCUCCUCUCAGGGCCCUGGAUGCGAGUGCAGAGCUCUGACAGUGUGGUCUAUGCUGUUAUCACCAGGGAUGACGGGGAGGUCAUCAGCAGCUCAUACGAGUCCUAUGAUGAGGAGGAAGUGACCAGAGGCAAGUCACCAUCGGCGCAGCACCAGUGGCCAUCGACAGAGGCGUCCAUCGAGCUGAUGAAGGACGCUCGGAUCUGCGCCUUCCUGUGGAGGAAGAAGUGGCUCGGCCAGUGGGCCAAACAGCUGUGUGUCAUCAAAGACCACCGUCUGCAGUGCUAUAAGAGCUCCAAGGAGCAGACGCCCCUGCUGGAUGUGAGUCUGCUGGGCUGCAGUUUCGUCUACAAAGAGAAGCAGCUGAAGAGGAAAGAGCACAAGCUGAAGAUCACGCCUGUAGGAGGGGAGGCCAUCGUGCUGGGCCUGCAGAGCAAGGAGCAGACGGUGCAGUGGCUGAAGGUGAUUCAGGAUAUCAGCCCCAAACCGUUAGAGAGCUGUGAACCCCAGCACUCGGUGACCGACUCCCCGAGGCUCAUCUGCACUAAGGGAGAGCUGGGUGAGAGACACUCGGUGGCUUCAGAGAGCGGCAGCAGCACAGACAGCCACGCUGAAACACCGGAAAACAAAGAUGUGAAGAAAAAAUUAGAUGCAGGUUGGAAGUUCAGUAACCUCAUGAACAUCGGCAAGAAAAAACCUUCCUCAUUGGAGAGUCCAGAGAAAUCUGUCGACACGUCAGGCUACCUCAACGUGCUGGUGAACAGCCAAUGGCGGACCUGCUGGUGUCUCAUCAAGAACGGUCAGCUGUGGUUUUACCAGGACAAGGGCAAACACAAGGUGAGCCAGCCGGCCGUGACGCUGGAGGGCUGCUGCGUGCUGCCCGACCCCAGCCCCGAGCACCUGUACUCCUUCAGGAUCAACGCAGACGGCGCACAGGUGGCGACUCUGGAGGCAAAGACGUCAGCGGACAUGGGCCACUGGCUGGGCCUCCUGCUGUCACAGACAGGCAGCAAGACCGACCCGGAGGACCUGACGUACGACUACGUCAACUCGGAGAGGAUCUCCUGCAUCGUCAAUGCUGCCAAGACUUCCUUAUACUUGAUGCAGAGGAGGUAUUCAGAGCUGAACACCUACAUAGACACGCCGCCCGCCGUCCCUCUCGACUCAGAGGAACUGUACGACGAUGUGGCGUCUUUAGCAGACCCAGAGGAAUCGCUUCAUGUGGCCACUUCUCAUCUCCUAACUUCCUGCUCUCGUGACACGCAGGACGCCGAGGAGAGCAUCCUGCAGGACACUGAGGACAACCAGCUUCAGCAACGUAAUGAAACACAAGCAGCACACGAGGAGACAGAGGGAACAGAGCAGGACAAGGUUUACCUGGACCUGAUUCCUGUGCGCUCCUUCCUCCAUACAUCCUGUGGGGGUAAAAACCCGCCCACCAAAGAAACUUGUACACACUUUAACGUGGAAGAGCAGAAAGACUCAUCGUGUCAAGAUAACGAGGUCACUUCGACAAACCCCUCUGAGCCAGAGCCGACACCCGGCUUAUAUGAAACAAGUUUGACCUCCGCUGUCAGCAAACCAGAGCUAACGCGCCCGUCGACUCCCACGCCGCAGCACGCCCAACUUCAGCCCCUCAAAACCACGUCCCAAAGCCAGGAGACAUCAAAGAGGAUGAGCCUGGGGAUCCCACCGGCCUUCAGCUCCCCCGGGGGACACAAAGGACCGACGGGUCACACCGCGGCUGGGUUCCCCCAGAGUCCUCAACCGCUGCGGCCCAAAGCUCACACCAUGGGGAGUCCUGGUGCAGUUGAGGUGAAACUGGGCAAAAACCGCACGGAGGCCGACAUGCGGCGCUACAUCGACGAGCGCGACUGCCUGGAGAGAGAGAGGGAGGAGGUGAGGAGCAGUCUGGGAAACCUGAAGAAGGAGCGGAGGGAGGCCAGAGAGGAGCUCAGCGCCUGCCAAGAUCCAAAACAACAGGCCUCGCUGGAAGCCCGUCUGAAGCAGAGGGAGGAGGCGUGUCGGGAGGCGGAGCAACGCAGGGUGGAGGUGGAGCUGCGGCUGAUGGAGGUGAAGGAAAGUCUGAGGAAGGUGGAGUCAGGGCAGUUCACACUGGGAACCACACUGGACAGCAGCCUCCAGGACAUGCCCACGGUUAAAUCUUCAACCCUGCCUGCUACCCAGACAUCAUCUUCAUCAUCGUCUUCAUUAACAACAUCUUCAUCAACAUCAUCAUCGUCCCAAAACCCAAACAACCUCAGUGCAGACUUGGUCUCACCGGUCAACUCUGCCUCUGCACUAAAGAACAGACCGGCCUCCAUCAUGGCCACGAAAGGCAAAGUUCUGCAGAAAGCUAAGGAGUGGGAGAAGAAAUCCACCACCUAGGAGGAAAACAGUCUUUGGUCUCCUCUGACCUGAUCAAAUCCACAACUCGUCCUACGUUUAGCAUUAGAAGUCCAGACAAAUAAAUCAACAACCUCCCUUCUCUGGAUCCUUCAUCCUCAUCACCUCCCUGCCAAGACUAAAAAGAGCCAAUCAGAGAGACGCACAAGCUGUUUCUUCAAAUACCACUGGAUAACUUUGGCUCUAAUGACUUCAAAAGUGUUUUUUAUUUCCCUCUGUUUGCAAGGAGGAGGAAUUGGAUGUAGGAGCGUUUUGGCCAGUCUAACAAUCGUUCUUGAUAACGAUGAAACGAGAUAUUUCAAUGCUACAAACGCAAAGAUUUGAAACCACUGAAAUGUUGAGACAGAGACACCCCUCGACUAAAAUGCCCAUUUUGUACACACCCUUUUGUAGCUUGGUUCAUGUAUGCUGGUAGCCAAGAUGUAAAUAUAUUUACACCAUUAUCCAGCCUCUUGGCUUGUAUUGCUAGGUAGAAAUGCACUUUUUAUUCAAAUAAAAAUGUACUGAUGACAA
Molecule: messenger RNA, 3569 nt
Organism: Hippoglossus stenolepis (Pacific halibut)
Lineage: Eukaryota; Metazoa; Chordata; Actinopteri; Pleuronectiformes; Pleuronectidae
Gene: afap1l2
Product: actin filament associated protein 1-like 2
Exons: 20
Coding region: 222-3038 (938 amino acids)
Biological process (GO): positive regulation of DNA-templated transcription; positive regulation of interleukin-8 production; inflammatory response
Cellular component (GO): cytosol
Molecular function (GO): SH3 domain binding; SH2 domain binding
Source: RefSeq, a predicted model, not a curated record